Amyelois transitella is the source of this 1279-nucleotide messenger RNA. RefSeq lists its product as uncharacterized. NCBI's taxonomy places the organism in Eukaryota, Metazoa, Arthropoda, Insecta, Lepidoptera, Pyralidae. The coding region runs from base 125 to 1213 and encodes 362 amino acids. The record is from RefSeq and is a predicted model, not a curated record. The transcript has 4 exons. Gene Ontology annotation, molecular function: protein binding.
AUUCAUUCGCAGUUAUUAUCAAUCAUUCAUCUGAAAAUUCCUCAAAGAGGAAGCAUUUUUUUAUUAAAAUAAAAUAUUACGAAAAUGUUGUAAUUCUCAAGCCCACUUUUAAAACACUAUAAGAAUGAUGUGGAAAUAUGUGUCGCGUCGUAUUCGAGAAUCGUUUGAAAAAAGUGUUAACCAUUUCGAAAAGCGUACCACUACAGGUAUCGUGAACCAAUCAGGAACUGGACCUGGAGAGGAAGAAAAAAGGUCGGGUCCACCAUGCUGCUGGUUUGCUGCAAGAAAAUGUUGGAGGAAAUCUAAAACUGAUAACAAAAACACUAAUCGCGAGAGAUAUAACUUCGACUGCUUGAAUCGCAAUUGGCUUGGUGCCAUAACAUGGAGUGGAGUUGCAGUUGUUGGUUGGUACACUAGUCAGCUCGCUCAUUUGAAGUUGAAAUAUGGAUCAAAGAAAUGUGAAGAGCAAUUUAAAUGCUUUAACAAUAUUCUGGCGGUAUUGUACCCAUAUGUUCAUCAUGUUAAAAACAACCCAGCAGAAUUGACUUCAUCAUCAACAAUUGAACAUAUUAUACAGAACCUAAAACCAAAAGUUCAGUUGAUAUCAAAUGAUCAUGUUGGUGAAAGUGGAGAUGAUAAACCAUUAAGUAGCAAUGGGAGUACUUCUGCAAGUUCCAAUGAUGAAUUUCAAGAUACAUUGAACUACAUUGAGAAUAAGCUAGGCUGGGCAGCCAUCCAGAAUGGACAGCUGAAGGAUGGAAUAAAACUUCUCAGAUCUGCUGCAAACCGAAAUCAUGCACCAGCAUUGUAUAACCUUGGCCUUUGCUAUGAGAUGGGAAUUGGCUUGGACAUCAAUGAAAAUAAGGCUAUGGAACUUUACCGUUCUGCUGCCCGUCUUGAACAUCCUGAUGCAUUAUACAAUUUGAGCAUCUACUAUGCACAGGGUAGAGGAGGAUUGACAAAAGAUAAAGAUACUGCAACCAGACUGUUGCGGCUGGCUGCUGUUCAAGGCCACCAGGUUGCUAAAGAUACUUUGGAUUACUUAGAAGUAGAGGUGACUGAGAAAGAAACCGAAAAUGAACCAGAAUUACACUCCUGGAGUUAUCAGUGUUCUCCAUAUGCACAAAAUGGUGGCCUGCCAACGCUAACAUCACUCUUUGUUGAGAAUGUUAACUAUUUACAAGCACAUAAUUAUACUGAAGCUAUUGUUUAGAUUAUUAGAAUGUAACCUGGUGAUGGGUUUACUUUUGACUUUUUAUAAUUAUAUUAUUUUUCUUAA